AAGACGUGCUGUUGCCAAAGAAACUGUUUAAUGAAUAUGAAAACAAAAAUAAUUAUAAUUUCAUGAAGAAACGAUAUGUGUGAGGAGCCCUCAUUUAUAUUUAGGUUGAAGAAAACUUAAUGUUCAAACUUAUUGAUAUUACUAAUCUCAUAAAAAUAAGCAAAACUAUACUAGAGAAUAUUUCUCGUGUGGGAGACUUGCUGCGGUUAAAAAUAAAUAUGAAAAUGAAAACAUAAUCUUGGAAACAAAUUGAGCAAUGGACAUAAAUCGACUCCGAUAACGCUUUCAUCUAUAUUUAGAAUGAGUUUAUAACCUGAAAACAAAAUACUCGUUGCAAAACUAUUCAAGAGAAUGCUUUUACACUUUUUAUACGCAAUAAACUUUAAAGUGUUAACUGAAUAUAUUUAAAUGUUACCGAUCCCAUAGAGUAUUUAUGAUUUUGUACAAAAACAGCAGCUGAGACGUCAGUCUGUCUGUUCAUCAAUCUGAUUAACGUUAUUUUUAUAGGCUCUAGGCAGACAAAGUUUGAUUUUAAGUCUUCUCAGCACAAAACGAGCUUAGUUUUAAAGACGAUGACAAGAAUUGUAGUAUUUUAUAAUAACAAAUCAGUUCUGAAUUUAAUAGCGAUCAGCAAAUAAGCAUGAAAGUUGUCUAAUUUUAUGCGCUGAAUUGUUGCAGACGCCCUUCAGACACGCUUCUUCAUCUACAGGGUAUUAAUAUUCACAAUUGGCUACGCUCCACAGUUUAAGAAGCCAGCUCAGCUGAACACUAGCUGAAGUUACAGCGAAAUGACAGCACAUCCAAAGCAGCUGCUCGUGCAGCUCAAAAAACGAUGGUGGAUAAGUCUACUGCUGCUGAUCAUUCUGCUCCUUGUAUUCGCCACGAAUCGUUAUUAUCAACAGCAUCAAAAUUUGACUCCAAAGUCUGCACAAUGUUACCUGCCUGAGGAUUAUCCAAGUGAUGAUGCAAUUUAUCGGCUACGUCCGCUUAAUGCGCUGCCAGAUCUACUGCUGGAUGAAAGGCAGCCUCGAUUUCGUCGGACCAUCUUUUUUCUGGAGACGAGUUGCAUUAUGCCGCCAAGAUUUCAGUAUAACAAGCUGGAGCUGGCGGCAAGUCAAGCUUGCGCCAUUGAAUCGGCUGCUCAACUUAAUCCCAGCUACGAUGUUUUUGUGCUCUAUCCCAGUCCGUGGAAUUAUUUGCCGGACGGGAAGACAAAGUCGCAACUUCUUGAGGUAACCUUGAGCAAUCGCAAUGUACAUUUACGUUCGGUGAAUAUUCAGAGCCUUGUAAUCGACACUCCAGUUGAGGAUUGGCUCAAAAGUGGAGAGCUCUUCAAGUCGCGUAAUCCGACCGAGCACAUCUCGUAUCUGCUGCGUCUGCUGGUUCUCUAUCGCUUUGGUGGCUUCUAUGUGGACUUCGAUGUGCUCUUCAUGCGCCCCUUGAUGAAUUUACCCGAGAAUUUUCUUGGCGCCGAGAGUGAGCAUUCGAUAGCCAGCAGUCUUUUAUCUUUGGCUCCCUCUGGCAUUGGUCGUCAAUUUAUCGAAGAAUGUCUACGUGACUUUCAGCAGCAUUUCGAUGCGAAAAAUUGGCGAAAGAAUGGAGAUCAACUCAUCAAUCGUGUGGCAAGCAAGUUCUGUGGCACGCAGAAUGUUUCUGCAAUGCUCGACAAUCGUUCUGGUUGUCGUGGUCUUCAGAUACACGAUUGGUAUGCUUUUUAUGCUGUACAGAGGAGCUAUGUACAGGACUUUUUUGAUCCCACACGCGUGGAAGAAACUCUCGAGCUAACGAACGGCUCGUAUUUGGUGCAUUUAUGGAACAAGUUGUCUUACGAGUUGCCUGUUAAAUUCAACACAAAUACUGCCUAUGGCAAGCUGGCGAAGCAAUAUUGUCCUAAGGUCUAUGAGGCAGUCAGCGCAAAUUUGAAUUAGGAAAUAAACAAAGGAUAAAAUGUUCCAAAGACU
This is a messenger RNA of Drosophila sulfurigaster albostrigata, 1961 nucleotides long. RefSeq names its product lactosylceramide 4-alpha-galactosyltransferase-like. Gene Ontology annotation, molecular function: alpha-1,4-N-acetylgalactosaminyltransferase activity. Gene Ontology annotation, biological process: glycosphingolipid biosynthetic process. The transcript has 2 exons. Bases 789 to 1928 code for a protein of 379 amino acids. The record is from RefSeq and is a predicted model, not a curated record. Lineage: Eukaryota; Metazoa; Arthropoda; Insecta; Diptera; Drosophilidae.